GCUUUUUUAUUGCGUUUUCCACUUGUUCUUCAUUCUUCAAUCUUCAUUCUUCAAGUUCCCUUUUAAUAAAGCUUUUGGAAAUCUCUCUUAACAAUGUUUUCUUGGGUGAAAUGGGAUUCUCUUUGUGUUGGCAAGGUGAAAGGAGGUUUAGGGGUGACGAAUCUUCAUAGGAGAAAUUGGGCAUUGUUAGGAAAAUGGUGGUUUAGGUUGUUAGGUGAUGGCAAGGAGGUUUUAUGGAAAUGGGUGGUGUGGGAGAAAUACUAUGAAGGUAGGUGGGAGGUGGAUAUUACUAUGAUACAAAUGGCAAGAGUGUCGAAGAUUUGGGAAGAUAUUAUAAGUGUUGGGGGGAAGUCACUCAGGAUAAGGGAUAUGUUUGUGAAGGGGUUUAGGUGGGAGGUAGGGGAUGGAAGUCGAGUGGGGUUUUGGAGAGAUAUUUGGGUAGGAGAUAAAUCCCUAAGGGAUUUAUGUUCGAGGUUGUUUCAGCUAGUGGGGGAUAAAGAAGGUCUGGUUAUGGAGAUGGGGAAAAGGCAGGGGGACAUGUGGGAAUGGCAUAUUGAGUGGAGAAGAGGGAGACUAGGACAUGAGCAAAGUGAGGAACAAGAGUUAUGGGAAGUGCUGAGAAGCAUACAAAUUAAGGAGGGGGUGGCAGAUUGUUGGAAAUGGAAAUAUGAUGUAGAGGGAGAAUAUCAGGUGAAGCAAGCUUACGAUUUUUUAGCUACUCCGGAGUGUAUAUUGGAGACCCAGUUUUCUCAAUGGAUUUGGUGUAGGCUAGUGCCUUCUAAAGUAGAGGAAGUAAAUCAUUUGUUUUGUACUUGUAAGGCAGCUUGGCUAAUAUGGGUGAAGGUGUUUCAUUGGUGGGGUUUGGAUGUGGUGCUGCCGGAUACAGUGCAGGGAGUGGCUAUAUUAUUUAAAUGCUGCUUGGGUAGGAUAGUGGGUAAAGAGGUCAAUGCAUCUAUUUUCCUUGUGGUGGGGUGGUAUAUGGUUUUGGAGGAAUGUUAGAGUGUUUGGGAGGGGAGGGGAAGGGAGGGGAGUUUAAGGAGCAAUUGUUGGAAAUGAUUCAAGCCAAGUCUUUUUACUGGAGGGGAGGGGAGGGGAGUUUAAGGAGCAAUUGUUGGAAAUGAUUCAAGCCAAGUCUUUUUACUGGGUUAAGAUGAAUGUGGCUAGUUGUGCUUUCUCAUAUUUCCAGUGGCAAUUCAAUCCGGGGGACUGUGCAACAACAAUAAAAAGGCACAAGAGGUGUUUGAAAUUGUUUCAUCAACAAUAUAAGGUUUAGUCAUGAUGGAAGUUUAGAGCUAUUUAUUUUGAUUUACGCUUUUGAUUCAAGAGGUUAUGAGUUUGGUUUUUGUUUCACUGCUAUUACUGUUAGUAUUAUGAAAGAACGAAUUAAUUUGUAUAAGGAUAAGAGUACCCCUUGUGCUCCAUUUAAUAAAGUUAUUUGUUUGCU
Messenger RNA from Rubroshorea leprosula, 1444 nucleotides. The record is from the annotation of a GenBank genome assembly. NCBI's taxonomy places the organism in Eukaryota, Viridiplantae, Streptophyta, Magnoliopsida, Malvales, Dipterocarpaceae.